CAGGCAGGACUGAGGUCGCCAUUCCUAACACCUAGUCUCUUUUCUCUCGAUCUGCUUUGGGCCAUAUAACUUUCUAGCAAUAAACAACUUGCGGAACUGGAGAAAAAAAAAGUUUGAUAAUUACUCUUCUAAUUUCCAAAAAAGAUAUCAAGUCUGGGUUGCGCUCGCGGGCCUGAAGCAAAGCGCUGCUUACCAAUCGCUGCGGUCUAAAGUCUUAACCGAUUUCCAGCCUAGUUUUCCAACUACCGAAUCGGCCAGGGCAUGCUAUUCCUCCAGGAUCGAAAACCCUAUCUCUAAACGGUGUUGCCGUACUCCCAACUCGAGUGCCAGGCCGCCGUCUAGAAGGAGCAAAAAAAAAAAAACGUUAGGAGCUUAGGGUCCUAUCGUGUAUCCUCCUUAGGCUGCAUCCAUGCAAACCCUUACUUAUCGUGCUGAGCAGUUGAAUUUUCCACUCGGCCAUCGCCGAGGUAUAUCGAAUCUGGCGAACUUCGCUCUAGACCUGUCCUGGGCCAGAGCAGAGACGGAUUGUGCUCUCAGUAGCACAAGGGCGUAUCCCUCUCCGCCCAUGUCAGGGUCUCCACCACCACUCCCGCCCAAGCCAAACCCAGAGGUCGGUGAUCGAGGUCAGGGAGGCUACCAGCCUGUUAGUCAUGAUGCGUAUCGCCCAAGCUCGACAGUUCCAGGAGGCGAGUAUCGAGCACCACCCCCGCAACCACCACUGUUACCACCAACUACCAGCGCUCAUAGAGCCUAUCCCCCAGAGGGCUCGGAACGGAUGCCAUAUCCAACCUACCAUCGCCCAGACGAAACGAUGGGACGACCGAUGUCCUACACGCAGCCGCUACCGGGCCCGAUGGCUCCCCAGCCUCAGUAUCCGCUUCCACCCGUAGUUGGGCCAAGCCUCGGACCAUCACCUUACGCAAUGCCGGGCAACCCAGCAGGAGCCGAGAAUCCGCCAUUUACCUCUCCCAAGUCCCAGAGGAAAACCAAAGGCCAUGUAGCUUCGGCAUGUGUGCCCUGCAAAAGAGCACAUCUAAGAUGUGAUGCCCAGCGGCCCUGUUCCCGAUGCCUGAGCAACGGCAAGGAAGAUUCGUGCGUCGAUGUUCAACAUAAGAAGCGCGGCCGACCUCGAUUGCGCGACGAUAACCAGCCCCGAUUUGAUGCUGGGGCGAGAUUCCCUCAUCCUGCCGAUCCUUCGAUACGACGACCAGUCUCCCUCUACUCCCCGAUGAGCGCGGUUUCUGCCUCCUCAUAUGAAGACCCUCUUCGAAGAAGUCAUUCUUAUCGGGUGUUGAAAUCCCAGCCGAGCGACCCCAUCGCACCUAGAUUUAUCGAACGUGGAUCGGUUUCAGACGCAAACAUCUACCCCACCCCCUUAUCCAUACCCUCACGUGCACCAGAACCAGUAGCAUUCCUAACAACUGAUUUGGAGAUUUCGAAGGCGUCAAGCACUUUCGUUGAAGCGGUGGGAUCCCGGAUGAUCUUAGGUCGAAGAUUGUUGGAGAUUGUCAACCCAACUGAGCGGGAUAGGGUUGUCGCACUUCAGAGGUCUCUGCAAGAUGAGCAAGCUAGGAAGGAACCGAAUUAUCUUCCGCCGAUCUUUGGAAAGCAGGAGGCCGACAGAGUAAUACAGGCUUUGCCCUUUAGCCCAGAAUCGAUAUCGAGGUUCCAACUAGAUCGCCAGGAUUUCUUCACAUUCAUUUCCGGAGAUGGUCAGCUACGACCGUACCCGAUUCGCAUCGGGCUCGCAAAGGAGGACUCGAUAUACUUCGUCGUGUUGCUGAUACGUCCGGUCCAGGCAUUCCCACAUCCUUCGCCCUCUCCUCAUGCUCGAGAAUUUUCAUAUUCUUUCCAGCCUCAGCCAUAUACGCAGCUGACCCCUGUUUCCGGCUCGUUCGAUCCCGGGCGACCACGAUUCGGGGAAUCACCUCGGGAGGGGGGCUAUACGCCACGACAACCACCAACACCCGCACCCCUAGCCUCGGGCCUUACCCCUGGUGUGAACCCGAACGUCCCCUCUUAUUCUGCUGCUGGACCCGUGAGAAUAGAACCUCAGCCUGGUCCUUCUCAUCAUAUUCCAAGGAGCGAGCUUUCCAUGGCUAGACCGCCUCAGCAAGUGGAAUAUCAACUGCCUCCCAUCCGUGGACCGGGACAGCCCGGUCCCUCAGGAGAAGCGCCCGGUUGGCCGCGGGAUGACCGAUCAGGACGUGUCGACAUCGGUGGAUUAAUAGAAAAGCCCGACCCUUCAAGACGAGGGCGGUAGCGUUCGGUCGACAUUGGAAGAACAUGAAGGCCCAUGGCUAUGGGUAAUUCCGGCAGUUCUUUGCGAGCCAGUCGCUUUCGAUAUCUACUCGCAAGAUUAAUGUUUUAUACCACAC
Messenger RNA from Annulohypoxylon truncatum, 2378 nucleotides. RefSeq lists its product as uncharacterized. Gene Ontology annotation, molecular function: zinc ion binding; DNA-binding transcription factor activity, RNA polymerase II-specific. The transcript is spliced from 3 exons. The coding region runs from base 410 to 2263 and encodes 617 amino acids. The record is from RefSeq and is a predicted model, not a curated record. NCBI's taxonomy places the organism in Eukaryota, Fungi, Ascomycota, Sordariomycetes, Xylariales, Hypoxylaceae. Gene Ontology annotation, biological process: regulation of DNA-templated transcription.